This is a messenger RNA of Ambispora leptoticha, 867 nucleotides long. The record is from the annotation of a GenBank genome assembly. NCBI's taxonomy places the organism in Eukaryota, Fungi, Glomeromycota, Glomeromycetes, Archaeosporales, Ambisporaceae.
GGAUUAAUGUGCUCAGAAAAUGAACAUGGGGAAGGAAAGAGCAUGUCAUCUUUAUUUCCCACACCUAAUUGUCCAUUACCAUUGGAACCGAAGGCAUAUAAAUUCGCUUUCGACAUUAUCGUUUCACAGAACAUCUUGAUUGAGUUGAUCAAAAUUGAUUUCACUCGACCAAUCAACAAAAAAAACUUUUUUUUAAAUGUUUACACGAAUUUUUUUCGAUCCCCUUUUGUUCGCAACAUGAACUCGAAUUCGCAAAAUUCCAUUCCUGAAGAGCUUUAUAGCUUGGUGCAUGGCUUUUUAGCUGAUGCUGGAUUAAAAAGUACCUUACGAAUGUUUGAGAAGGAAUCAGCUGCGAAGGUUAAAACAACACAAGAUAAACUAUUUGAUAUUUAUAAACUCUACGAGUCUCAAAAGAAUUCCGAAAAAUCAUCCAGCUCAAAAACAGAGUCAGAGAGCAGCAGCAAUGAGGACAGUUCUUCUGACAAUGAAUCUUCUAACAAGGAAGCAUCUAUUGCAAAAAACGACGCUGUUAAUGUAAAAGGUUCAAGUGAGAAAAAAGAGGAAGAAAAAAAAAAUGACACAAUAAAAGUCAAAUCCCCGAAUAAUGAGAAUUUUAAUCAUGAAGAAAGUGAUGAUAGUUCUAGUGAAGACGAAGACACAAUGAAAACUGAUCAACUGUCAGUUUCUAAAAAUCAAACAAAAGAUACUAUGAAAAUCGAUCAACCAUCAAGCGAGCAAAAAUCUCCAUCGAUGAAUAACGGCACGAGUGAACUAAUGAAUUCUGAAGUGUCAUCAUCGUCAUCAGAUGAAGAGGAAAUUAAUGAAUCUUUAGCUAAUAAAAAGAUAGAAUCUAAUAUUGGAGUAAAG